UGUGAAAUGUAAGCAUAAUCUAAGGGUCCAAGUGUCUUGCCAUCUUCUAAUCGCUGCUGAUUUACGGUCACAAAGAAUCGUCUUUGUCUCCAACCCAAGUUGACCCAUCUCGUCUCGAUAAACACACAAAUGAAUUGUGAUUUAUAAUCACUUUCUCUCUUCUUUUUCCUUUGAUAUCUCCCCUUCUUUUAUUGCGACAUGGGACAAAUCCUCGAAAAACUUCAAGGUAAGCAAUGGAGAGAAAAACAAAUACGGAAGAUAAGUGACAAGGUCUUUGAUUAUUUCAAGGAUGAUGCCGGAAAGGUUAUUAUGACGUUUGAAGACUUAUACAUUGCCGUGUUACUUGUGUACAAUGAUAUCAACAAGAAUUUGCCUGGGCCUCAUUUUGAUCCCCCAAAGAAGGAGGAAAUCAGAAUCUUGUUGAAGGAAUGUGAUAUGGAUCUUGAUGGGGGACUCAACCGCGAAGAAUUUGAGGAGUUUAUGAAAAGGCUAACAGCCGAUACCUUUGUGUAUGUUACGCAAGGGUUGAUUAUCACACUAGCCAUAGCACCAACGGUUGCUAUAGCAACAAAGAGGUCGACUGAGGGUGUUCCGGGCAUUGGAAAGGUGGUUCAGAAGCUACCCAAUUCGGUAUAUGCAGGCCUUAUCACUUUUGCAGUUAUGAUGAUCCAGAAAGCUAACGAGUAAAUUGGCGUCGAAGUUUAAAAAGUUGUUGAUUUGGGUUGUUGUUCUUCAAGUUAUGUAUAUAAAAACUACCAAUAAUCCUGAAAUGUCAAGAUUUGAGUAAAAUGUGAUCAAAGGGUUUUGUAAGAUGCACUAAUAUAAGCUGUGGAUGGAUUUCAAUUGUUCUUCAAAUAUAAUUACAUGUAUAUUAAUGUAUCUACUUGUGCCAGAUUUCU
Cynara cardunculus var. scolymus (artichoke) is the source of this 899-nucleotide messenger RNA. RefSeq lists its product as uncharacterized. NCBI's taxonomy places the organism in Eukaryota, Viridiplantae, Streptophyta, Magnoliopsida, Asterales, Asteraceae. Bases 199 to 687 code for a protein of 162 amino acids. The transcript has 4 exons. Gene Ontology annotation, molecular function: calcium ion binding. The record is from RefSeq and is a predicted model, not a curated record.